Striga asiatica is the source of this 501-nucleotide messenger RNA. The record is from the annotation of a GenBank genome assembly. Lineage: Eukaryota; Viridiplantae; Streptophyta; Magnoliopsida; Lamiales; Orobanchaceae.
AUGGUUACAAUAGCCGCAGUGCCUCUUGUCAUAGGCGAGGUCGACACAUUCCCUUCGACAGCACGUCUCAGUAAACGCGCAUUUCCUCUUGCAGCCUCCACAGUUGUUGUGGUCGUAAUUUAUGUCGAUGCACUUGUUGUUGCAGCACGUCGUGUUCUGUCCCGUCACGCCCGAGAGGUAGCUGCAGAUCUCGUUUUCUCGAUUGCAGUGAUCGGCCGCCUUACGGUUUUUCGCUCUCUGCUGCAGAAAACGGGCGGCCAGCCUUCCGGAAGGUGGCUGGGAGGUGGCGGCGGCUGGCGGCGGAGGAUUUUUGGAGUUGGUGGCAGUGAGGGUUACGAUGGCGACUACGAACAAGAAGGCUUAUCAUCUUCAUCUCUUCCGUCUUCGCUCUUCCCAACCCCCAACGGCCAAAUUCAGUCACUUCAGCAUAUUAUUCUCGACUCUCAUCCCAAAAUUCAAACGAAUCCGAAAGUCUCGCAGGAGAACAGAACUGAGGUGUGA